CACCGAGGACGGUUUAAGGCGCACAAGAACCUCGUGGUGAAACUACAACUUCCUCGUACGAGAAACACGCACCUCGGCCAUAUUGGAAAUAUUGGAUGUCUCUGUUACACAAGGGCUCAAAAGUAGCCGUGAAAUUUUCGCAUAAUCCUCGACGACAAGAGGAUAAUAGACGCAAUGGAGAACUCGUACAGCAUUACGGUAACAAACAAAUUUUUGUUGGCCUUAGACGAGGACGAAGAUCCCCUGGAAGUGCUUAAAGUACGUGAACAAGAGAAAGAGGCUAAGAAGAAAGAGAAAUUGUCGGAAAAGGAGAACAAGAGCAAGCAACCGGAGGGACAGAAAUCUACCGGCGUAAAGGCACAAAAAAGUCGCGUUAUCAAGGAUGUUCAACAACAACCAGCCAAGGUCCAGGAGGUGAAAAAGGAGCAAGGUGAGAAAAAACCUGUGCAGCAGAGAACGUCAACGGGCGGAGAUCGCAACGUCAAGUUCUCUGGUGAAUCCAGGGAAGAACGUAAUAAUCGUCGCAACCGAGAAGAUGGAGAUCGACCACCACGUAACCAAGGCGGAGAACUUAGGCGAGGACCGCCAGGAGGUGGUGAAGGCCGUGACAACCGCGAAUUCCGAGGCUCCGGUGAACCCCGCGGGGAAUUCGGUGAGCGUCGUGGACGCGGUGGUAUCCGCGGUGUCGGAGGUGGCCGAGGUCGUGGUGGAUCGCGCGGUGGCCGUGGCGGUUUCGAUAAUCGCGGCAAGCGUGAAUUCGACCGCCAGUCCGGUUCUGAUAAGACCGGGCAACCGAGCAGGCAUGGUUACAGCGGUGUCAAACCAGUCGACAAGAAGGAUGGCGCUGGAAGCCAUAACUGGGGAACGCAUAACGAUGAAAUUGAAGAGAGUCUGAACCCGGAGACUCAAGAAUGGGGAAACGAUAAACCGGAAGGUGGUGAAGUACCUCCAGUAGCGGCGGAGGGAAAAGAAACUGAGGCAUCUGCGGACACGUCGGCGGAAGAAAAGCCGGUUGAGGAGGAGGCUCAGGUGUUGACCCUCGACGAGUGGAAAGCUCUGCGAAGUACUCGCGCGAAACCGCAAUACAAUUUGCGUAAAGCGGGCGAGGGCGAGGAUCUUACGCGCUGGAAGAAAAUGUAUGCUCUCGAGAAGAAGAAAGAGGGAGCCGAAGAGGAGGAAGAGGACGAGGAGGAAUACGAUGUCACCGCGGAAUAUCCUCAACGCGUCGGAAGGCAAAAGCACGUUUUGGACAUCGAUAUCCAAUUCAGUGACUCUCGGCGCGGUGGUGGCGGUCGCGGAGGUCGAGGUGGUCGCGGUGCUCGUGGGGAUCGUCCCAAUCAGCGUGGCUUCGGUGGUAAUCGUGGAACACCGCGCGAUGCCGCUCCAGGCGAGCCUCGCACUGGCGGAUUGCCCGAUACUGCCAAGCCGGUGUCACAAGUUGAACAAAGGUCGCCCCGUGGUCGUCAAAACGCCCCGAAGGUUGACGACGAGCACGAUUUCCCAUCAUUGGGUUAGAGAGACAAUCGUGCAUCGUCUUCUCUCCGUGUCAAGAUAACACGGAAUCAAACAAAAAAAAGAGAGAAAAGCGAAGAAGAGGAGGAAAAAAAUAGGAAAGAAGGAAGAAAAAGCAAAUACAAACAAAAAACAAAAGUCCCACCACCACCAGCAAGAAGCCAUCAUCUGUUGUACCACAUACCAGCUAUUAUUACUUGUACUAUUCUACUACUCUACUACUACUACUACUACUUCUACAACUACUACUACUACUACAACAAAGGAAGAAAGAAAGGAAAAACAAGGGGAGAGGGGGAAGAGAGAGAAAGAGAGAAAUCCAUAAGGAAGUCUAUAUUCAUCAAUAGGCUCGAAAAACAUCGAUAAUAAUCAGAUUAUUAUUGCAUAAUACAGUAUGCCUUUGCAGAAAUUGAGAAACCACCUAUGGAGAAAAAAAAAACAAAUUAAUUGACCGAGAAAAAGAAAGCAAACGAGUCAGUCUCGAAAUCCGAAACGUAAAAGAUAAACAAAGCGCUUGCGAACAACUGGACACAUCGAUAUAACGCGACGAGAACCGUAUCUUUAUCGUCUCAUUUAUUUUUAUUUAUUUUUUUUUUCUUUUCUUUUUUUCCAAUUCCACAUCAAUUCGAACAGAUAUAUAUUUCUUUCGAUCACCUUUGUCGAGUCGAAGCUAAUUCGAUAAUUAUUGUACCAUGGUAAAUGAAGUGAGAGAGAGAGAAAGGGAGAAUACGUGCGAGUGAGCGAAAAAUCGAGAAUGCGAUCUAUUUCCAAUAUGCAUGCAGUAGCGAAUCGAUGGAUGAUGAGAACAGUCAUAUUUUCAAAUAUUAUCAGAAGCAGAGGGAGAAAGAAAUACUUUUUUCUUGACUCUCUUACGCUAAAACCAAUAACGAUUGCGAUUUGGACUAAACCGAGAGGGGACAUAUAUUGAUGGACAAAUGUUUAAUUGUGAGAGAGUGCGAGUGUGCUUGAGCGCGUGAAUGUUGGCCGAAAUAAAAACAAAAUAUGAAAAAUAAAAUCGAAUUUUACAAUGUUUGCUAGUUUUUCUUCAAACAGCGCUCGAGGUUUUUCAUUUACUCUUUUCGGAUUUUUUUUGGUCAUUUUCCUUUUUUCCAUUCUUUUUUUUUUUCAAUGCGAAAUGUUGCUGGCCUAAGACGAGAAAUGGCGAUUUGGUCACCCGAUACGUAACGAACGUGUGUGUUGUGUGAAUGUAUUUGUGUAUAAUACUCUUUUGGUAGACGUACACGUUGAAAAAAAAAAUGUCCGAACUAGAAAUUCACCCGCCGGAACCCAUGCUUUGAUUUAUCAUUUUUAUACAAUGUUUGCUGAGGCUUUCCUUCGCGUGAGUGGCAAAAUUUUUUUCACCAUCUUUUCCUCUUUCUCUCUCUCUCUCUCUCUCUCUCUCUCUCUCUCUCAAACACACUCUCUGCUGUUUCUGUCUCCGACUGAGGACUCGGAGAAGGCAUUUCCAAUGAAUUCGUUCGGGAUACAGUCGAUAUCUCAAGACUUUUCUAGAUAGGUAGGCGAAAUUUUUUCACUCAUUUCUCCAAUUGUUUUUUUUUUUUUAGAAUUUGAAUAAUUGUCAAACGACCAUGAAUCUUGAAUUUGUCGAUACAUAAAUCUUUCGAAAUACAAUUUAGAUUCGGGCUCUGACGUCGAGGAAUUUUAUUCCGAUUUUUUUAUACCGAUCAAUUUUUUUCGUCGUCUAGUGGAAAAAUCGUAGAAGGUCGAUGGAAGAAAAGGGAGAGAGUAUGAUGAAAUAAAAAAGAAAAAUCAAAUUCAUCGAGAGAGAGAGAGAGGGAAUCCCGUUCCUCUUAUUCCCUUGCACUCUGCAUUUCCGUGACUUCCGGGGAAGAGUUUUCUAGCGAAAAUAAAAAUGACCAAACACGAAAUAAAAGAGACGUUGAUUUAAUAGUUCUGACUUGAACGUUUUUGUAGCGACUCCCACCAGUGAGACAUUCGAAUCGUCAGGUGAAGCUGAUGGAAUUACAAUUUAAUUAUGCUCGACCAUCGAUCGUCCUCUUAAUUACGAAAACGAAUACCACGAGAGUGAGGGAGAGAAAGGAAGAAAGAGAUAAAGAAAUAACGUACGGCUAUAUUAGUUAUUUACUAUGUUUGUUAUACUUGAAGAUGAAAAGAAAGGGAAAAACGUAAGAGAGAAAGAAAAGAAAAUAAACCAGCCAAAAAAACAUUAAAAGAAAUACAAGCGAAAUCGAAUUUACGCUCUCUCCAACAACGGACGAUGUUACACUUUCCGAAGCUUAGGUAUAUAUGUAAAUAACAUAAUAUUUACAAUAAAUUGUGACAAGACUAGUUAA
This is a messenger RNA of Venturia canescens, 3827 nucleotides long. RefSeq names its product plasminogen activator inhibitor 1 RNA-binding protein-like. Gene Ontology annotation, cellular component: cytoplasm; nucleus. The record is from RefSeq and is a predicted model, not a curated record. Gene Ontology annotation, molecular function: RNA binding. The transcript has 7 exons. The coding region runs from base 175 to 1515 and encodes 446 amino acids. NCBI's taxonomy places the organism in Eukaryota, Metazoa, Arthropoda, Insecta, Hymenoptera, Ichneumonidae.